CAUCGCUUGGCGACAAACUAUGCCAUCAUGGCGGCGCUUGUUGUGUAAAGUGCUAGCGGAGUGUGUGAUCAACAUUAAACAUGUAGUACAUUCACUGUGAUUGGUUUGCUGCCAUGUAUUUGCAGAAGAUAAAUAAAAAAUGACAGAUUCAAAAUCUACAUCGAAGCUGGGGGGUGGGGAGAAGAAUUUAAUUGUAGCUUUAAGGAUACGACCUAUGGCAGAAGAUGAAAUUAUCCAAGGGGCUAAUCCUGCUGCAUAUAAAGUUGAAAAUAAUAUGGUCGUGUUGUUGGACCCAGCAGAUGACCCUGACGAUGUGCUCAGGGUCAACAGGUCCAGAGAGAAACAGUUUGUCUUUGAUUGUAUUUUUGAUGGCAGCUGUUCUCAGGAGCAUGUGUAUGAAGAGACAACAAAGUUUCUUAUUCCAAAUGUGACAAACGGGUACAAUGCCACAGUUUUUGCUUAUGGGCCAACAGGUGCUGGUAAAACCUACACAAUGUUGGGAAAGGAUGGGGAGCCAGGAAUUAUGGUCCAAGCUUUAAAUGACUUGUUCUUAGAGAUGCGACAAAAUACAGACAAAACAUUUAAAGUCACUAUGUCGUACCUAGAGAUCUACAAUGAAAUGAUUCGAGAUCUUUUGAACCCUGACUCUGGGUUUUUAGAGUUGCGAGAAGAUGCCAAGGGCAGUGUUCAGGUCGCAGGGAUAUCUGAGGUCACGGCCAGGUCAACAGAGGAGGUUAUGAACAUGCUGGUGAAAGGGAACUUAGAGAGGACCCAGGAGCCAACAGCAGCAAACGCCACUUCCUCCAGGUCACAUGCCAUCCUGCAGGUCACGGUCAAGCAGAGAAAUCGUGUGCGGAACGUCAUGCAGGAGGUGCGGACAGGCCGUCUGUUUUUGGUGGAUUUGGCAGGUUCGGAAAGGGCAGCUAACACACAUAACAGGGGGAAGAGAAUGGUGGAGGGAGCCCAUAUCAACCGCUCUCUUUUGGCCCUUGGCAACUGUAUCAAUGCUUUAAGUGAUAAAAAUGGACCAAAGUACAUUAAUUAUCGAGACAGUAAAUUGACACGGCUGCUUAAAGAUGCACUUGGUGGCAAUUGUCGAACAGUCAUGAUAGCACACAUCAGCCCAGCCAGCACACAGUUUGAGGAGUCGCGCAACACACUUGUGUACGCUGACAGGGCGAAACACAUCAAAACAAAGGUGAGGAGAAACGUGACAGAUGUGGCCUACCACAUUGCCCAGUACUCCAACAUCAUCUCAGAGUUGAGGGACGAGAUCAUGCGACUCAGGAGCAAGUUGACUGAACAGACCCAGUACAAGCACUCAGUGGCCAACAUUCAGGCCGUCCAAUCUGAGGUUGUUGAGUCCCAAAGAAAAACUGACAAAUCUGAGCUGACACACUUUAAAGAGCAGUUGUUGACAAGUUUUAAGGACCAAAUGGAACUCAGGCGUACGCUCAUGGAACUGAACAACGCUUCGAUGGAGAUCAGUUUAGAAACCAACAGGAACCAGCUGGUCAUCAGCGAGUAUCAAGUGGAAAAGGGGAGACAACUAAGAAAUAGAGAAAAUACUGGGUUGACAGACAACAAAUUUACAGCAGAAGACAAAGAGAACGAGGCACCAGACAGUGACGGGGAGCCUGUGGAGGUGCAGGUGGCCAGGGACGAGCUCAAGGUUCUACACGAGGAGAAACACAAGACAGAGAGGGUUAAGACCACCAUACAGAGGGAGCUGGAGACAGCCAGAGCUAAGACGAACAAGCUACAGGAGCUGAUCCCAAUCCGCAUCAGCAAUGCUGACCAGCAGGAAAUCUUGAAGCUGCUGUGCCGCGUCCACCAGCUGGAGAUUGAGUCCCUGGAGGGUCAGUCGGCCAGACUGCUGGGAGACUUUCAGAUCCGCCACAAAGACAUGGUCAUCACCAAGUUACAUCAUUACCGCAACUUGUCCGAUGACAUCAUCAAACGACAAAAACAGAUAAUUGAAGAGCACAAACUGUACUGCCCACCUGAGCUCCAGCAGCUCUAUGAGCUGUACUCAACAGAACAAAACCACAGGCUCUUAAAGGGAGACGACAUCAGCUCAUUUUCUUCUAUAGACAAGGUUGCCUCUGUUAGCAAUCUUAAUGUGCCAUCUACACCAAAAAUAAGAGAUGAGGAUGAAGACAGCAACAAAGUUUUUACCCAGAGUGCCAAAACCAAGCAGAUCCUAAAAGCGAACAGGGUCAGUGAUAUCGGCUACCUUCAAAAUGACAUUGACAUUCAGGACCACAUACCUACCCCGACGGCCCCGUCGCGUAUAUCGUACGAAGAUCGGACAGUGAUAAACGCAAACACCCGCAGCAUAGCAGCUUUGGCAGCAAAGAAGAGAAACCAGGCCAGCAUCGCGAGUGGGGCCACGGAUAAGUUUGGUGUCCGGCCCUUAUACCGGCCGCAGGUGCAAGUGGACGAUGAUGAUUUUGAUGACUUCGGCACCAAGCUGACGCCCAGCCGUUUGGCUCAACACAACAGGAACAUGGGGGACGGGGUGUACAAUUUUUCUGGGGGCGAGGAGCUAGGGGAGAGAAUCAGUGUCAUCACAGACCCUAAUUUACCUCCCCUGCGCACCAUUGGGUCAGUGGGCAGCAGACAAAUACAGGAACAGGAAGAGGCCAGACGCAGGGCAGUCCGCUAUACAGGAAACAAUAAUGGCAGUUACCUUGAGAAAUCUCGGCACCAGUCGAGGAAGUUGUCUGAACAGAGGAACAGGAACCUGCAGAGGAGGAACAACAACAACAACCACAACAACCACAACAACAACAUCAAUUAUUACAACGGCUCAAACAGACUGUUUCUAGAUGACACGUCCACAGUGAGGUCCAGCACACCUAACACUGUGACCUCUGACCUGAAUAGACGGACCAGUCAAAACACAAACACCGUGACCUCUGACCCGAACAGACGGACCAGUCACAACACAAACAUACUGAAGAAGAAUAAAAAAAAGCUCCCAACUUCCAGCCAAUCAGAAUCCUCCAAUGGUGGCACCAAUCAACCAGAGAGAAGAAUACCUCAGGUCCUUCCCACAAUCCCUCAGUACAGGAAAGGGGACAUAACUGUCACAGGAACUGCCACCAAUGCUGCCAGGUACUGAAGCAAAUCCUGUACACUUUAAUAUUGGAACAUGAAUGUUAUACUGGUGGGCUGUCCACCUUUGUUUUGUACCACUGUGACAAUCCACUUGUAUUUGUAUUUCGGUGGAUAAGAAAAAAAUAAAACUUAAAUUUAUAGGUUCAUUAUGCUAAUUAUCCAUCUUAUUAUUAUGUCCACUGUUUGUCUAUGUAGAUGAUUAUUUAUAAUUAUAAUAUAAUCAACAAUGGGACUCCAUUAUAACUUUUUCUUAUCAAAGUAAAAUAAUAUAUUGCACGACUAAGCUGUGCAACUUUUACAUAGCAAUAAAAAAAACAGUUGAUAUAUUAAAGAGCAGUAAAAAAACAUUAUUUACUAAACAACUGUUGCCCUAAAUUAAUGUUUAACAACUAAACCAGUUUGUUAUAAAGGAGUCCCCAAGCAUUUUAAAAUCUGUCUCAGUCACCAACUCAUGGAUCUUUUUUUGUCUUGACCUUUCACCUUUUUACUAUUGAAUCAAAACCACUACAAUAUAUUUUACUUACAAAUGUUUUAUUUCAGCCUAGCUUGACUGUCAUAAGAAAAUAAUUGUUUCAAAUAUUUAUUUGAUCCAAACUUUUCCAAAUGUUUUACCUGUUGCUUACAACUGCGACUCAUAAAGCUUUGUUAAUCUCAUCUACCAUUUUUCAAUUUGCCAAUCAAUGCUUUAUUUGCCAGAUGCCCACAUCUCAUUACUUGUGUGCUAAUUCCUAUCCCCAAAACCCCACAAACAUAUAUGGAUGUUCCCAUGUCCAUCCAACAGCUCCCCCAUUAUCCAUUUCCCCAUCCACCAGUUCCCCCAUAAUCCAUUUCCCCAUCCAC
Molecule: messenger RNA, 3963 nt
Organism: Physella acuta
Lineage: Eukaryota; Metazoa; Mollusca; Gastropoda; Physidae
Product: kinesin-like protein KIF19
Biological process (GO): microtubule-based movement
Molecular function (GO): ATP binding; microtubule binding; microtubule motor activity
Source: RefSeq, a predicted model, not a curated record